UUUGAUGUUUUUUGUUUGUAGACAAUGUCGCGCUCUCGUCCUCAAUGGCAACUACAAGCAUUGGCUGCUCAGCGCCGAGACAACGAACUUCGCCGUGCCGAGGAAUUAAAAAAGGUGGCUAACUAUUUUGAAGCUAAUACAAAUAAAACCCGGCAUCAUGAGCAAUGGACCACAGAGGGAUACUAUGAAAAGGCCAACAAAGAGGCUGAAAUGCUUAGCCAGAGGAAAAUUAGAGCAGCACACUUAGAAGAACGCCGAAAAAAACUGGAACUAAUGUUAUUCCAAGAGAAUAUGCAGUACCAGCAGGAACUUAAAACGUUAGCAUCACAACCUAAACUUUUCAAAAAUGGGUCAUAUUUAAACAGGGUACCAACGUCUACACUCCAAGAAAUUAACCAGGGUAUUAUAGAGAAGGAGGAACAGUUGAGGCGACAGGAAGCUGAGCUUAAACUUCACCAUGCAUGGCGGCUGCGACAGCCUGAGUUACGAGCGGCCAGCUCAUAUAUUGCUAAUGGAAAGUUAAAAUCCACUUGGAUGGAGCAAAUAGUAGAAAAAGAAAUGCAGAAAAAGAAAGAAGAGGAAGAAACACGAAAAAUACUUCUGGAACGUGAUGAAGCUUUGCGGCGCCAGAUACAGAUAGAGGAGGAGAGACUGAAAGAGAAAGAGCUGAAAGUCAAGGAGCUUCGUGAAAGUCUCGAAGGCCAGAUUGCAGAACUAAGUGAAAAAGAGUCAGUUGUCAAAAAACUACGAAUAAUAGAAGAAAAAGAGAAACUUGUACUUGACGAAUUGAAAUUCUUAACCAGCGAGCGAAAGAAAGAACUAGCGAGGCUGAGGGCUGAAAGAGAUGCCACUAUCAUUAACAUGGGUCUGCAUAAGUAUAAAUUGAAAAGAAGAGUACUUUCUAUUCUGAAGGAAAUUGAGUUUGACUUAGAAAUGUUGGAUAAAGUAAAGAAGGCAGUUUUAAAGGAUUACGAAACUGAACAAGACAAGUGUGCUAAUCACAAAAGGGUGCUCGACGCUGCGCUGUCCCAGUUACAGGAGUACAGAGAGAGGGAGAGACAGAGACAGAAGAACAUUGAUGUUAUGUACGACGGUGAAGCUAGGCAGAUUAACGAGAAACAAGAUAAACUCUGGACAAAAGAACGCGAAGCCCGUGCAAUACUCAUGGAGGAUGUGUUAGCUACUCUACAAAAACAGGUUGAAGAGAAAAUUGAAGCAAAUAGGCUACGGCAAAAAGCCAAUGUGUUAGAGCGAGAGAAAAUAUUGGAGCAAAUGGACAGUUUUCACCAGGAAGUCAGAAGUAAAGAGAGAGAAGCGCAGCUUAAAAACAGCGCGUAUUCAAGCGUAACAGCGCUACAAUCUCAGCUGAGUGGUCUUCGCUUACAACAGCAACAGUUGCAGGAGAAGCAGGCGCGCGAACAAGAAUUACGAGAAGCAUGCGCCCGCGAGCGUGACGUCUGCGCAGAGAUCGCGCGCAUGCAACGCCGCGGGCAUAAGCAGGCUUGGACAUAAUGUUAAUACUCACAUAUACCAUUUACCUACAUGUUAAGCAUAAUAUCAACUUCAUUGUAAUAAUUGAGUAUCCCCCGAAUUAAAAAGUCUAAUUAAUUGUAGUUAAGAACCAUCUCGAUCACUUCUGCUUUAAAAAAAACCUGCGUCAUAAUCGGUCCAUUCGUGGAAAUGCUGCUAUGUUACAGACAGACACACAGUACCCACGGACACAUCAAACUUAUACCACUAUAAAUUCGGGUGUUGAAAUUGAGUAUAAAUGACCAUCAAAUAAGUUUUUUUUAUCUCAAACUAGUCGUGCAAUGCGAUAUUGUUAGUGUGGAUUCAAAUAAAAGUAUUCUAAUGUUAAUGUAGGAAAUUAUAUAUGUCUACAAGUCUGUACAGCCAUUUAAGUUUAAUUGAGGAACAAACAUACAAAUUUCUAAUCAUCCAAUCAUUCCACAUUCAUACUAUUUGUAGAAUGUUAUAAUUAAUAUUUUGGAUGUCAUAUAUAAGUAUAGGCGGAAUCUAUUGGAAUUUUAUAUUUAUUGGCUAUUGGAAUUUUAAAAUGGUAUGAUGAAGAUAGUGUCCUGUAACUAAACGAAUAAAAAAUUAAAAUUGUAUUUGUAAAGAGAUAAAAAAUACUCUAUUUUGAAAUAUAAUAGUUAUAUGUGUAAACAGAUAAUAGUGUUUUAAAGAUAUUAAUGUGCAUUUUACACUAGGUCAAUACCAGAUUUCUCUGUGUCCAAUAAUUCGUAUAUGAAUCUAUAUUUAUAAAUAAAUAUACUCAGGGUAUAUUUUAAGCUUUAUGUGUACCUUUUUAUAUUUAACUAGCGGUCCCGGCAAACGUUGUUUUGCCUUAAAAUAAAAAAUAAAAAUUUAGGGGUGAACUAUCCCUAACAUUUAGGGGGAUGAAAAAUAGAUGUUGUCCGAUUCUCAGACCUACUCAAUACGCUCACAAAAUUUCAUGAGAAUCUGUCAAGCCGUUUCGGAGGAGUAUGGGAACGAAAACUGUGACACGAGAAUUUUAUAUAUAAGAUGUAUGUAUAUGCGGAGUGCCGGUGGAAGAUGAUAGGAAGAGCAUGACGUCAUUCAUUACGUCUCUAAUGGUUACAUGGUGUCUAUCUUCAGAUUGUUUAUAUUCACUUAUAACAUGAAGAUAUUCAUACUAUAUGAGACAUCAAGAGAGACUCAGUAGACCUCUCUGGAGACUCAGUAGAGAGUGAUAUAACGCUAUACGCGGAGCACCAGUGGAGCAUCCCCCACUGAUGCUAUGCUAGAUUGAGCAUGACGUCAGUCACUAUGUCUUUACCGGUUAUGCGGUGUCUAUCAUCAUAGGUUUUUUUUAUAUGCACUUAUAAAAUGGAAGGGAGACUCAAGAGACCGUAAAAUAUUAAUAAUGUAAUGAAAUAAAUAAAAUAAUAUAGUUUUAUUCUUAAUGAAAGAUAUUAUAAAAGAAACGAGAAAGACUGACCAGUGGUGAGAUAGUUUAAGUCCAACAAUCGAAAUUAAUUUAAGAUCAAAUGUACUAAUCCUGAUAUUUAUUAUGGAAGUGCUAUAACAUAUUAUA
Achroia grisella is the source of this 3058-nucleotide messenger RNA. RefSeq names its product trichoplein keratin filament-binding protein-like. Bases 25 to 1512 code for a protein of 495 amino acids. Gene Ontology annotation, cellular component: keratin filament. Gene Ontology annotation, biological process: apoptotic process. NCBI's taxonomy places the organism in Eukaryota, Metazoa, Arthropoda, Insecta, Lepidoptera, Pyralidae. The transcript is spliced from 9 exons. The record is from RefSeq and is a predicted model, not a curated record.